Messenger RNA from Lactuca sativa (garden lettuce), 1976 nucleotides. It is a transcript of the gene SCL21, whose product is annotated as SCARECROW-like 21. Lineage: Eukaryota; Viridiplantae; Streptophyta; Magnoliopsida; Asterales; Asteraceae. The record is from RefSeq and is a predicted model, not a curated record.
UUGUCUCUCCUUCCCCUAGCCCGGUAGCCCCUAGGUGACCUGCAUCUCCUCCUUCCCUCUUUAGGCUCUAUUAACUUUCUAUUUCUAUUUCACUUGCGUUUUCACUGUGGCAUUCAAAACCCAAGUUGUACUCCUACAUACGCCUAUCACCAAAUAACUCUUCUCAUUCGUCCACUUCUUUUCUUAUAAAAUAUUUGUUCAUUAUUCAGAAUCUCCACGAUCAGCUUCCUCCUCUUUUUCUUCAAGAACUUCCCCUUCAUGCUUUACUGGACUGGACUGAUAAGUUUUUCGAUUUUAGUACUCUCCUGCAGAUACUUCAGCUCAAGAAUUCAUUUUAAUGGUGUCUUCAGAGAUCGUUGAAGUUGAAAUUACCUGCAAUUAAGAGUUGUACCCUGUUCUUCUACACAAUUACCCCAAAACAAAAGAUCAACCAUGUCGAACACCUGGUAUUACCCAUCAAUGCAAGAAUACGAUGUUUAUAAACCCCAAUUUCAGACUUUAGAUAACAUCAACCAUGGAAGAAGCAAUCUGUUCAUCAAACCCGACCCAUAUUCCACCCUGGAAUCCUCCUCCGCAGAUAACAGUUGCACCACCAUGUACAACUCCUUUUCUCCGGUGACUGAAGACCUGGUCAACUUUAAGCAUAAAUUGAAGCAAUUGGAGACUGUGAUGUUUUCAGAUCUGUAUGAAGAUUUGGUUGGAAAUGGUGGAAUCGAGCUUCAAGACAUGGAAAUCUGGAAAGAAAUGGUGGAGGGUGUUCCAAAACGUGACCUGAAACAAGUUCUAAUCGCGUGUGCAGAUGCAAUUUCAAACAACGAUUUCUCAACCGCCGGAAUUUUAAUAUCGGAGCUCCGGGAGAUGGUGUCAGUCGCCGGAGAACCAAUCCAACGCCUCGGAGCUUACAUGCUAGAAGGCCUCGUGGCUCGCCUCUCAGCUCAAAAAACUUCAUUAUGCAAUGACCUUGGGAGUGGGACCCACAACCUUUUAUCAUACACAAACAUGUUACAUGAAAUCUGCCCGUAUUUCAAAUUCGGUUACAUGUCAGCAAAUGGUGCGAUUGCCGAGGCAAUGAAGAACGAAAAAAAGGUCCACAUUGUUGACUUUCAAAUCGGUCAAGGAAGUCAAUGGAUCCCGCUAAUCCAAGCGUUUGCUGCCCGCCGGGGCGGGCCGCCCCGGAUCCGUAUAACCGCCUUCACCGACUCCAUGUCGGUCAAUGUCGGUCAACGACUGUGUAAGCUCGCGAGAUCUUUCAAUGUCCCAUUCGAGUUCAAUUCCAUUUCCAUUUCCGUUUCCAAAGCCGGAGUUGACCAAUUCCGACUCCGGCCUGGGGAGGCUUUGGCGGUCAACUUCGCGUUUGUGUUGCAUCACAUGGCGGAUGAAAGUGUGAGUACCGAAAAUCACCGGGACCGGAUUUUACGGGUGGUGAAGAGUUUGAAACCGAAAGUUGUAACCCUAAUUGAGCAGGAAUCGAACACGAACACUUCCCCGUUUUACCCUCGUUUUCUUGAGGCUCUUGAUUACUAUAACGCGAUGUUUGAAUCGAUGGAUGAGAGUCUUCCAAGAGGGCAUAAGGAGAGGAUAAAUGUGGAACAAUAUUGUUUAGCAAAAGAUGUGGUGAAUAUAAUUGCAUGUGAAGGGAAUGAGAGGGUGGAAAGGCAUGAACUACUUGGGAAAUGGAAGUUGAGAUUUAGGAUGGCCGGGUUUAACCCGUACCCGUUGAGUUCUUUGGUUAAUGGAACAAUUAAGACUUUGUUAAAGAAGUAUAGUGAUAGGUAUAGGCUUGAAGAAAGGGAUGGCGCUUUGUAUCUUGGGUGGAUGGAUAGAGAUUUGGUUGCUUCUUGCGCUUGGAAAUGAACAAGAUUUGUCUAAUUGUAACCAUCUUUCUAUAAAUAGAAGUGAUCAUUUCUUUAUCUACAUUUUGAAUUUGAUCUGCUUAAAUCUGAAAAUAGGGUUCAAAUCUUUGUCUUUCAUUUGCA